GUAAACACGUGUAGAACAAAUUGUUUAGAAAAAAUUGUUUAAGAAAUUGCGACACAAUGCGCGAUAAUACACCACCGCAUCAUCAUGACUUUGAUGAUGGUGAUGAUGAGAUUCUGGAGGAAAUCGAACUGAAUGGUGAUCCGCCACUGGACGAUGAUGACGAAUUGGAAAUGGAAGAAGUGACACUGGCGGAAUUGGAAGCUCGCCUAGGCAUGCUUGAACACGAUGAUGAACCAGAUGAAGAAGAAAUCAGAGACCAGGAGCGCAUAGCGGCAAUCAAAGAUGAAGCGACUGUUACAUUUAGUACGCACACAGCUCCAGUAUUUGCCUGCAGUUUGCACCCGAAGCACAGCUGGGCUGUGACUGGCAGCGAAGAUGACCGCGCACUUGUGUGGGAUACAAAUACCGGCGAGGUGCUUUUUAAGAUAACAGACCACAAGGACACAGUUACCGAAGCACACUUUAGUCACGAUGGCACCUACUUGGCCACUGGCGACAUGUCCGGCGAGCUGCUGGUCUUCAAAGUAAGUGAACAGCAAGACGAGCGACCGAUUAUGACCAAAGUUUGGGAAUACGCGAUGUUCGAUAUGGCCUGGAUGUUCUGGCAUCGUGGCGCUAAUGUCUUGAUAGCUGGCAGCGACAGUGGCGAAGUCUAUGUGUGGCGCAUUCCAAGUGGCGAUUGCAAAAUAUUGGCUGGCCAAGCUUCGCGUUGCGAGAGCGGUGCGCUCACUGGCGAUGGCAAGAAGCUGCUAACAGUUUACCUAAAUGGCGCAGUUAAGCUUUGGGAUCUAAAGACGUGCCAAGUGCUCAUGGAGGUGAAUGAGCAGCACCCACUGGGCUUCGGCGAAAUCACACAUGCGGUUGUGGCCUGUGAUCGUGAAUCACCAUUAUAUUUGUGCGCCGAGGGCAAUGGUAAAAUGCUCUUCUGCACCAACAAUGGACCAGUAAACAGCAUACAAUCUGAACAUGGUAUCGAGUGCGUUGCCUUUGCGCCAGCUUCAUCUGACCUGAAACUAUUGGCUUGCGCUUCGCUGGAAGGACAGAUUUCCAUUUGGGACUAUGCCAAAUACUCACUGCGCACCAGCUGCGAGGUUCCUGUGCCAAAUGACGGAGUUCUGUGUCUUAAGUGGCUCAAUGAUAACACCAUACUUGUGGGCACGUCUCAGGGUAAUCUUCAUGCGUUUGAUGCACGCUCGGGUGCACUUAAGUUUAAACUAACUGGACACCAUUAUCAUUUAUAUGACUUUGUUUACAAGCCCGAGGAGAGCUUGCUAUUAACUGUAUCGGAGGACACAACAGCCAAAAUAUUUAAAGUGCCACCGCUGGGCGAUUAAAAUUCAAAAUACAUUCAAAUGUAUUAAUUGUAAAUGUGAUUAGUGUAUGCGUCCUUUUAACAUUAAAAGGCUUAACAUAGCUAAAUGUU
Molecule: messenger RNA, 1423 nt
Organism: Drosophila busckii
Lineage: Eukaryota; Metazoa; Arthropoda; Insecta; Diptera; Drosophilidae
Product: angio-associated migratory cell protein
Exons: 3
Coding region: 57-1334 (425 amino acids)
Molecular function (GO): protein binding
Source: RefSeq, a predicted model, not a curated record